Perkinsus marinus ATCC 50983 is the source of this 1323-nucleotide messenger RNA. Its product is annotated as Protein C7orf10, putative. Gene Ontology annotation, molecular function: catalytic activity. The transcript has 10 exons. Bases 1 to 1323 code for a protein of 440 amino acids. The record is from RefSeq and is a predicted model, not a curated record. Lineage: Eukaryota; Perkinsozoa; Perkinsida; Perkinsidae.
AUGCUGACUACAAAUAGAAUCCCUAUCGUAUUCGAACAACGACGCACAUCUCCUAUCACAUUAUGGCGGGGCUUUAGCUCCUCCACUGCACCGCUCCCGCUGCACGGCGUUAGGGUCAUAGACCUUACCAGGAUCCUAGCAGGACCGUAUGGGGGGAUGAUGCUAGCAGAUUAUGGCGCAGAGGUGAUCAAAGUGGAGAAGCCUGGUGUUGGGGACGAUGCUCGAGCCUGGGGUCCACCAUUCACCCACAAGGGUCGUGAAUCUGCCUACUUUAUAGCUCCUAAUAGGAACAAGCAUAGCAUUGGAGUAAACUUGAAGACUCCUGAGGGUCAGCAGAUUAUUAAGGAUCUUGUUAAAGUCAGCGACAUCGUCAUAGAAAAUUACGUGCCGGGUACGUUGGCUAAGUAUGGGCUCGAUUAUGAAUCUUUGCGUAAGUUCAACCCAGCCCUGGUAUACGGUAGUCUUACUGGCUAUGGUGACACAGGACCGGACAAGGAUAGACCAGGGUAUGCUUUGAUGGUGGAGGGCCGUUGUGGUAUGAUGGCAUGCACGGGCAUAGGAGAUCAACCUGUUAAGAUCGGCGUUGCUUGGACUGAUAUCCUUGCUGGUCUACACCUUCACGGUGGGGUAUUGGCGGCCCUGUACAACGCCAAGGUGACUGGUCAGGGCCGGCAUGUGAAAUGCAGUCUGUUGGAGUCGCAAGUCUCUGCUAUGGCUAAUGUAGCCAGUGGUUACCUUAUAGGUGGUGUAGAGUGCGCACGUAUGGGGACGCAGCACCCGAAUAUCGUCCCGUAUGGAGCUUUCCCCACCGCUGAUGGUCACAUAGUUGCUGGGGCAUUGAACGAUGCUCAGUGGAAGAGUUUUUGUAACGUCUUGGGCAGACCUGAUUUAGAGGAGGAUGAGAAGUUCAAGACCAACGAAGCACGCUGUAACCACAGAGAUGAGCUCAAUGGUAUCUUAAAUGAGAUACUUAAAACGAAGAGGACAGAGGAAUGGAUGGCCCUACUUGACGUUUUGCCGCAUAAGGAGCGACUCGCCCAUGACAAGCUUCAGAACAUGCAAGGGGUAUUCUCUGACCCGCAAGUCUUGGCAAGGGGGAUGAAGUUGACAGUAGAGCACGCUACUGCAGGUCCAAUUGAUGUUGUUGGCCCCGCGGUGAAGUUCGAGCCGGCGCCUCUCAAGGGGGAGAAGUCCUUACCACCACCAGCGCUCGGUGAACACACUAAAUGGGUGCUGCAAAAGUGUCUGGGCUACUCUGAUGAGAAGAUAGCGAGGUUGGCUGAAGACCGGAUCGUCCACAUCAUGACUAAUGAGCCAUUGUAG